This is a messenger RNA of Salvia miltiorrhiza (redroot sage), 880 nucleotides long. RefSeq lists its product as uncharacterized. The coding region runs from base 303 to 629 and encodes 108 amino acids. The transcript has 2 exons. The record is from RefSeq and is a predicted model, not a curated record. NCBI's taxonomy places the organism in Eukaryota, Viridiplantae, Streptophyta, Magnoliopsida, Lamiales, Lamiaceae.
GCAAAUUCCUACAUGGGUUCAUAUUGGGCCGAUGAUUAAAAUGCGAAACCCAUUACAGUAGUUCUGCAGUCAUAAUCGCGACAACUCGCCUUUACGACUGAUGAAGUGGCCCAAUUAUAUCACGCCACGUCAGGGGUCAACAUGGUCCUAGCUCAAACCUGUCACACUAGAUUCCCCCCUCCUCUGCAAUUCACCAGUCGAAAACUGAAUUGAAUAGCAAGAAAUCCCAAUCGAAAAAAGCUUCUAACUGAGUGAGAUAUUUUAGAGACUAAAACAAAAUUUGACGGAAGAAGUCCUCGCAAAUGUCGAGCGGUUGGAGGAGAGCAUUCGGGAACGCGAGGUCCUUUAUUGGAAAUUCGAUGGGCGGCCUCAGAGGCGGCAGCAGUUUAGCAUCGUGGGCGGUCGCCGGAACCCUAGCUUAUUUCCUCUGGGUCCGGCCGUCGCAGCAGCUCAAAAGAGAGCAAGAGGAACGAGCUGCGUUGGCAGCGGCAUCGGAUUCUUAUCGAUAUGUUGAGAAGAGGAAACCGAUUCCGGAUCCUCAGGUUAGUGUUGUAGUGAAUUUUGUAUUUUUUUGGAGGAGCUUUCGAUUUCGAUUGAAUUGGAAAAGGUUCAAUUUUUGUAAUUGGUGAAUUUUGCAGGAAACUGGGUUGAUUUACGGGAACAAAAAGGGAGCGAAAAGGUCUGAGUGAAGUUAUUGGAAGAUCGAGGUGGUUAGUAAGUUUAGUUAGCUUGAACGAUCUGAAAUUUUUCGUGUUGUGAUUAGUUACAUCUUUAUUAAUUUAUACAUGUAUGUAUUCUAUGGAAAUAGCUGGUGUAGGCCUUUUUUUUUUGUAUCCGAGUCCGAAUGUUGAAUAAAUGAUCAAAGAAUUUCUUUCUUGAA